AUGCCUCUAAUAGCAUAUUCAAUAUCUCCUUUUAUUAAAGCAGAUACUGAUAGAGGAACAUUAAAAAAUACAAAUAAUUAUAAUGAAGAAAUUUCAACAUUCUCUAAUUCGGAGAAUAAUGGUGAAAAAUAUGCGUUUAAUCCUGAAACUGGGGAAAUAAAUUGGGAAGACUAUCAAACUAACAGCAUAGUGGCACAUGGACCAUGUGGAAAAGAGUUUAAAGAUGCAUUUUCAUGUUUUGUUUAUUCAAAAGAAGAACCUAAAGGUAUGGAAUGUAUAAAAAAAUUUCAAGCAAUGCAAGAAUGUUUUAAAAAAUAUCCAGAAAUUUAUAAUAAUGGUAACUUAUCCUUUCAUUAUUGUUUUUUUCUAAAUGCAAUAAAAGAAAUUAGCAAUGAAGAUGAUAUAGAGAUUACAGAAUCUAAUGAUUUAUAA
Molecule: messenger RNA, 432 nt
Organism: Pneumocystis murina B123
Lineage: Eukaryota; Fungi; Ascomycota; Pneumocystomycetes; Pneumocystales; Pneumocystaceae
Product: mitochondrial intermembrane space import and assembly protein 40
Exons: 3
Coding region: 1-432 (143 amino acids)
Biological process (GO): protein import into mitochondrial intermembrane space
Cellular component (GO): mitochondrial intermembrane space
Molecular function (GO): protein-disulfide reductase activity
Source: RefSeq, a predicted model, not a curated record